GGGAAACUACUCACUUAUACUAGCCAAUUUCAUUAUUCAAAGACAAACAUGUUUAGUUCAAAAGAAUACCUGGAUAGGAAAACAGGUCCUUAUGGAAUAGGCCGUUUAAGUUAUCUGCAAUCGCUAGUCACAGAAUUUCAAGAUACUACUGAUGAAGGUAAUAUAAUAAUUUAACAAUAUAAGUAUAGUAUAGUAAUAGAACAGUAAUACAUUUAAUAAAAAUAUAAGGAAUAGUAAUGCCCUCAUUAUAUAACUUAACACAGUGGAUUUAAAUUUAAAAUUGGUUAUUAAUUAUUGACCGAGUACCUUUGACUUUUAUUUAUAUAUUAGAAUAAAUGACCCGAUGUUAUCGGGUUAAUAAUGGUAGGUUCUUUGCGAUCAUUUCUAACUGCUAUUGCAAAAACUCGUCCCAAUUCAUAACUUUUAAAAUGUAAUGAUAUUUACGUUUCUAACGUUGAACAUCAUUAAGUUUUGAGAAGUGUUUAAGUUUAUCUGCUAAAUAUGAUGAUAGGGGUACCAUACACCCUUUCGGGGUACCCUACACCCUUUCACGCUUCUAAACUACUUUUCCCCCUUCUAAACUACUUUUCCCCCUCUAAACAUGACCUUAAAUUACCCAGUCUAAAAUAUCACUAAUUAUAUCACUUUUGUCACUAAAGAAGUUAAUUGAGGGACAAUUACUACGCUAGAGAAAUACUUUAGAUUUACCCCUUUUCGUGCCCUUGAAUUACAUCUUUUUUCUCUCAAAAUUUUUAAAAAGCCUAAUCUUAAAUUUACAACAAAAACUCUAUAUAUGAUAUAAAUAUAUUUUGUAUUACAAGAAUUCAAUAUAUAUUGAUAUCUUCAUCAAAAAUUUAAACACAUUUUGCCUUUUUAUAAAAUUAUACAUUAUCAGAAAAUCGUAAAACAAAGAAUUCUUUAAUGUAAGAAGAAUAUCACAACUGUUUUUCACGCCUAUAUCAGAUUUAACUGUCUUUUAAAAAAAUGUAAUUGUUAAUCUCAUAAAAAUACACACCUCUUUAUUUUUUGCAAAGUAACAACAAAAAUAUAUUAUCAUUUAAAAAAAAAAGAAAAUAUUAACCCAUCUUCAUUUGUCAAAAUUUAAAUUUCAAGUGUGUAAAAUGAUUUGGUUUUGAUAUUCAUGGAUAAACUUAUAUAAAUGUACCCAAGAUUUGUUAACGCCGUUGAUCUUCUCAAUUGGUUAACAUAAGUAUAUUUGUAAAAAGAGAGAGUAACAUCUCUUUUUUUCAGAUAUGUAAUACCAUAGCCAUAGGAGUUAACUAUGUUGUUAACGUGAAAAUGUAUACAUCCUAUUUUCUACCUUCGACAUGUAUUUACCCAAGAAAAUUAAUUAUUUAUCAAAAUCAUUCCUUUAUUUUGAGACGUAUUUUGUGCUGCUUUGAGCAAAAAUGAACAUACUCAUAUUUGUAAAAAGAGAAUGCAACAUCUCUUUUUUCACAAAUGUAAUACCAUAGGAUUUAAAUAUAUUGUCAUCCACUUAAAAAUGUACACAUCCUAUUUCCUACCUCCGAUAUGUAUGUACCCAAGAAGGUUAAUUAUUUAUCAAAUUUAUUCCUUUAUUUUGAGACGUAUCUUGUGCUGCCUGGGGCAAAGUGACCAACCUCUCCCCCACCCAGAUUUAAAUAAAUUUAGAAAAUCUUCCACCGGAUUGUAGUCCCUUCCAUACCCAAACUAACACAUUUUGCACUUCGUAUGGCUCGUUCUUAUUUGUAUGAGGUAUAAGUGGAUUAGUGAAUGCUAUUUAGCUUUGGAGUUGCUCUGCACUGAUUGACUUUAAUGGCAUUUUCUUAUUAUAAUUAUAUUUAAAUGUUAGUUUUUAUUACGUUAUAAAUUUAAUAAAAGUAUAUUUUUGGAAUAAAAAAAGGCAAAACUUUUUAAAUGUAAAAAUAAACAAAGCAAAAAUAUGUGUGUGUUUUAUUAACAACUUUAAAAGCAAUCAAUUGUAUUUAUUAAUUUUACUUUUAGAAGGGAAAAUACAUUAUCAGUUUUGUCACAUGCGGUUUUUGAAUUUAAAGAAACCUAAGAGUUAUUGUGAAAUAGGCUAUUUGCUGAUUAUUUAGAACAAAUUAAUUUUAAUUUUAUUUCGCAAUAUUGACAACGCACUUAAAGACGCACUAAAAACGAGUGAUGCUUGGGUUUUCCCGAUAAAUGUGAUUAUGGUGUAAUUCUUGGAUCAUGAUAUUUAUAUUUUUUUUUAUUUUUUCAUAACCUUCAAACUAGAGACCGACCGAAUUUCUGUUUCGGCGCCGAAAGUGGCUAUUUUAUCACUUUCGGCCAAGUUUCGGUUUCGGCGGAAACUGAAAAGUUAACUUUCAGCUUAAUUUCGGUUUCGGCCGAAAGAGAAAAGUUAACUUUCGGUUUUUCUUCUGUUUCGGCCCAAAUUUACUUAGACUUUCGGCCAUCUGGCCGAAAGUGACUCAGGUUUUUGUUCAAUUAAUACUCAGCGAAAGCGAUAUUUAACAACAAACUUAGCGACAUUUAAAAACAAAUUAAGCGAUCUUUGAGAACAACCUAAAUGAUAUUUAACAACUAACUAAAUGACAUUUAUGAACAAACUAAACGAUUUUUAAAACAAACUAAACGAUCUUUAAGAACUAUCUAAGCGAUCUUAAAGAACAAACUAAACGAUUUUUAAGACCAAACUAAAUGAUCUUUAAGAACAAAACUAAAUGAUUUAUAAGAAUAAACUAAGCGAUCUUUAACAGAAAACUAAAUGUUCUUUUGGAACAAACUAAAAGAUCAUUAAGAACAAACUAAUCGAUCUUAAGGAACAAAAUCAAUUAUCUUUAAGAACCAACUAAGCGAUCUUUAUGAAAAAACUAAGCAAUCUUUAACAACAAACUAAGCGAUCUUUAUGAACAAGCUAAACGAUCUUUAAGAACAAAUAAAGCGAUCAUUAACAAAAACUGGACGAUCUUUAACAAAAAACUAAGCGAUCUUUAAGAACAAACUAAAUGAUCUUUAACAACAAACUAAGUGAUCUUUAACAACAAAAUAAACGAUCUUUGACAACAAACUAAGCAAUCUUUAAGAACAAACUAAACGAUCUUUAACAACAAACUAAACCGAUCAAUAACAACCAACUAAACGAUCUUUAAAAACAAAUUAAGCGAUCUUUUAGAACCACAGUUUUUAGAGACCCGAUUUAAAAAAAUAAUAUUUUGCAUUAAUUCCCCCCCCCUCCACCCCAAUUUUUGCCAAAUUUUCUCCUACCAUUCCAAUUUAAAAAAAUUAUAAAGCAAUUUAAAUUAAUUUUAUAUUAAAAUGGUAAAAUCCAAAGUAUUCAUUAGAUUAAUGGUCUCAAACUCAAAUAAUCAAAGGUUUUAAAUUACUUUUAUAUUAAAAUGGUAAAAUCCAAAGUAUUCAUUAGAUUAAUGGUCUCAAACUCAAAUCAUCAAAGGGGGGAGGGGGGUGCAGGAGGUAGUGUCUGAAUGAGAGUGGGCCGCAUCAAGUAACCCACGAAAAAGCGAUUACAACUGUUACAAUUUGCUCAACCUUUAUAAAUAACACUAAAAUCAUUAAGGGUUCUCAAGAACUAGGAUUCACUGUUGCAUACAAAAAUAUAAAGAAAUAUUUUUUAAAAAAUCAGAAUUAGACUAGUCGGUGAGAUUCGACUGAAACCAUUGCGGAUAGUCACGUUAUAUAUACGAGAAUGGGGGAAACGGGCCGGCGCAUUUACACUAAACUUAUCUGUCAUGUAGCGGGCCGCAAAAUGGGUCACAAAUGGCUCGCGGGCCGCGAGUUUGAGACCCCUAUAUCAGAUGUUUAUUUAUUAAUAUUCACAAUUAUCUCAUUUUUAUAUAAAGAAUGUAAAUAUUUAUACUUUCCCACAUCAUUUUCGAUGCAUGCAGAAUGUAUGCGGGAACGAAUUUCAAAAUAUCUUAACAUUUCAUUUUCGGCUUCGGUUUUGGCCGAAAUUCAUUUUUAACUUUCGGCCUUUUUCGGUUUCGGCCGAAAGUCAUUUUUAAACUUUCGGCCUUUUUUCGGUUUCGGCCGAAAGUCAUUUUAAACUUUCGGCCUAUUUUCGACUUUGGCCGAAAUCAAAAAAUCACUUUCGGUCCGUCUCUACUUCAAACACAUAUAAAAUGCUUAAAAUAGUUCCUCAGUUGAUACUUUAAAUGUACCGGUAUUUGUAAUUUAUAAUUAAGGUAAUAAUAUAACUUUAACUUUUAAUAAAAUAAAAGCGGAUUUAAAAUAUUUUUGCGCAUUUAAAUUUAUUCAAUUUCUGUAAAAUAAAAGAAAAUAACUAUGAUUGUUUUUAGGGAUCCCAAUGUACUUAAAUCGUAUAGGCUCUUUGGCGUUAUGUCAGUGUAGCUCAUUCUUAUAUAUAUAAUAUUGUGCUUGUGUCCACGCUAUUUUAGCUUGCUCACAGCACUCUAAUGUCCUAAAAUCUAUUUAAAGAAAAACAUGUCUCGUUUUAACUCGAAUUCACAUACAAAGUGACCGGGCCAUAACUUCAGAAAUUUCAUAUAUUUAUUGGCACAUGAAUUUCUUUUCAAAGUACCUGAUUCUGAUAAAGAGUAUAAUUACAAUGAAAAUAAAUAUUUAAUUAUUGUGCAACACUGGCAACACAAUCACAAAUCCACUAAAUUAAAAAAAAAAAACUUGCUAGACUUCAACACCACAUUCCUCUCUAACCCAAAACUUACAAUUAAAAGAGAUUUAAAAAGCAGUGUUUUAACCUUCUGGCAGUGGCCUCUGAUGAGAUUGAUACAAGCUAACCGUUAUUCUUUGCACACAUUAAUGAGAGAAGACAUUGAGCUCUACUUGUCAGUAGCUUAAUGUUUUCCAUUUCUUUAUAGGCCAAGACAGUUAAGUUUGUAAAUUUUGGCUGUUCUAUUCAAAUUGAUUCACGCCUUUGCACGUGACUUUUUAAAAGUUCGUCAGUUGUAUUAUUUUAUUGCUCUGGUAAGUUGCUUUUUUCAUAUUUGUAUAUAUACUGAUACAUUAAUUAUUAAUUUUUAAUUAAUGCCAGCGUUUUUAAAUAGUAGACUAAUUACCAUUGAUACAUUGCACAAAAACAAGAUGUGUAUCGGCAUCCUUCCGUCUCGUGAGACGAUGGUGCAUCACCGUUGGGUUGGGUUGCAUUUUCUCGAGUGGCUGUGCAGUCCUAUCCUUGAGUGACAGUCUUUACCACAGUUUUUACACACGAGUUCCGUGCUUCUAAAUGUUUUGGCCUUUCUUCUAGCUCUUCUGUCUGCAGCCUCUUCCAUUCUUCGCUCCUCGGCUACCAAUGACGCCCUCUUUGACAACUGUGCGCCACGUAGAUCGGUCUUUUGCCUUACACUCCCAGUCACUUGUAUGUAUUUUGGCUGCUUUCAUGUCCCUUUGACAGACAUCUUUAAAUCGCAGACGUGGGCGACCUGUUUUCCUCUUUCCCGAAGCAAGUUCACCAUAUAGGAGGUCUUUCGGAAUGCGGCCGGGACUCAUUCUUUUAACAUGACCUAGCCAUCUCAGGCGUCUUUCACUAAGGAUUGUGAACGAUAUCGCACUUUUUCUUGCCAUUUAAUACCAAGGAUGCGACGCAGGCAUCUCAUAUGGAAGCUAUUAAGCUUGCGCUCUUGGGAUGUAUAGGUGGUCCAUGUCUCGCUCCCGUAUAGUAGUAUACUGAUGACACAAGCUCGAUAGACGCACAGUUUGGUUUUCUCCGUUAGUCAAUCAUUAAUAAAUAUCAAUUUUGAAACACCAGUCUCGUUAAGAAAAAAAUGCACUCGCCGGAAGGUUAAAUAUAAAAUUUAUUAACUUACUACUUUUUAAAGAUAAUCCCAAACACUGUUGCAAGGAAGAUUGUUGUAAAACCCCUCAUUAACAUAAAUCAGAUUUGCAAUUCAAAUUUAUUGACCCCAUUCAUCACAUUUAUGUACAGGCGGAUUUCACUUGAGUUAAUGGGGGGGGGGGGGCUAUUUACAGUGGUUUAAGAGAGUGGGGUGAGGAAGGUGCUGUCUGCCCUGGUCUUCAUUUUUCUAUAUAAUGAGGGGCAGCAUUUUCUGCCAACUAUAGUGAUUUUUUCUUGGAAGGGGGUGGCAAAAAUGUUGUUGACCACCUUUUAAAUAUUUUACAAAAUUUACAAAAAUGUUACAAAUUUGCAUCUGAACUGACUGACAGUAUGAAAACUUCAUUCACAAUAUAAUUAAAUAAUAUUUAAUGUUUUAUAUGUUUAAUUAAAAAAUGUGCAACCUUCUGCUGGAACACCAGGCAUUAAGUUUAGAUCCACUGAGCUAGCUAACCUAGCACUUAAUCAUUGCCUAAAAGAACUGAUAAUACCACAUGUAAGUUAAAAGACAAAAAUAAUUAAUUAAACAUAUUAACUUUUAGAAAAAAUAAUUUUAUUUUAAUGUUAUAAAGCUAUAAAAUUAACAAUUAAUUGUAAAACUAAUAUGCUGCAUCGGGAAAUGAUGUCAGCGGGCCAUUAAUGCCCUCCCCAACGCACCUCCACACAGUCCAGACACCAGGUCUCCCUGAUGCUGGACCAUGCGGCAGCACGCCAGGGACCUUCCCCGGCCUGGACCACCCGCUCAAUCGGAUUAGCAGAUGGAGGUCCUCCCACCCGGGGACAUUCGGACGGCUGAAGAUGCUGCGUUUAAAGGGUCCACAGCCGACUCUCCCAUUGAGUCGGGAUGGUACAUUUACGUCCUAAUAUCUUCCCCCAACCAUCUCGGGGAAGCGUCGCACCCUUUUAGAGGGUUGCUACAGUGGGUUUCCACCCUGCAACUAGUUUUCGAAGUAACUGGAACAAAACGGUUGCCUAGGAGUAGCUUUCUCAGGGAUGCGUAUUUAGAAUCAUCGGCUGAAAGAUAAUCUAAAAUCAUAUUGUAUGAUUAAUGUAUUUUUUUUCUUCAAAGAUGCUAAAGAACAAGUGCUUGCAAACUUAGCUAACUUUGCCUAUGAUCCCAUAAAUUAUGAAUUCUUCAAAAAAUUGAAUGUGGUGGAUCUCUUUCUUGGUAAGUUAAUUAUGAUUAUUAAUAAUUGUUGUUCAGGCUUUGCAACAUGUACAAAAAUAAAUAUUUUGAAUUUAAAAUGCUCAGACAUUUGUUACUACCAUUAGUCGAUAAUAAAUUAAUCUAUUAAAUAUGCUAUGACAGAAGGUUCAUAUUUAAAUCUUACCAAUAUAAUGAAUUUUUCAUUUAGAACUAAACCCGAACCUCUGCAUUGAGCUGGACACAUUCAGUAUAUGCAUAUGCAAUAGUUCUAGAACAUAACAUUAACAUUCAUUCCAGAAAAGAUUCAAAACUGGGAUAGCUGGAAACAGCACUUUGACUCACAAAUUACUUUGCCUUGCUACAACAGCCAAGGCAAUAUGGAGUAAGAAACCACUGAUUAUGUUUCAUGUAUUGUUAUUGAAUUGGUAAUUCAAAUAGUUUUUAUUUUUGGUAAUUAAUUAUGGAGAGAAAGUGUGAAUAGUUAUUCUUAUACUUAUAACUGGGUGAAAAAAAAUAUCAUUGAAGUUAUAUACAAUUUAUCUGUAAAAAAAAGAACUUGUUAGAAGUCUGUUCCUGUGUUCUGUAAAUGCAGAUCCACAUAGUGCCAUCUCAUAUUCACUAAAUCAGCGUACCCAUACACUAAACCAGGGUUCACCAAACUUUUUUCACAGUGGGCUGUAUAACUGACAAAAUGACAAGUGCGGGUUGUAUAAUAAUUCUGUACAAUUCUUGCAAGCCAGAACGAAAGCUCUGGGAAAAAAGACGAAAAACUAAGUUAAGCAUUCCAUGUUAAUCAUGGGUGAGUGGCGUGUAGUGCAGUGCAUAAAAAGCAAAUACAACAGACGUAUUUAUUUACUAAAACAGUGAUCAAAGAAGGCAAUGUUAGCAAAAAGAUAGUUACAUCAGACCUAGUGUAUACAUAUCAGAAUCUCACAAACUAAGCAGCAAAAAAUGUUAGUGAGAUUAGUGAAACUGACAUUUGGCUUUCAAGGUAUCAGCAAUGUUUGGUUUAGAAUUGCUGCAUCCAAUCAAGAGAAUUGCUUUCAAAUCUUCAUCAGUCAAUCUUGUUUGAUGUGUUGAAUUCACAUACUUCAUUUUUGAAAAUGUUUGCUGACAGACAACUGAUGCCAUACAAGCAGCAAAUUUCUUCAGUUUCAGAAACUGAACAUCAGGUGUGCAGCUGUAAAUUUCAACAAGUUUAUCUUCUCUGUGCUUCUCUUUCAACUCAAAUCAAUGAGCUCCAACUGUAGUUCAACUGGCACAUCAAGGUAACACUCAAACGGAUUCUGGAACAGAAGAAAGUCACUUGCAAUUCUGUCAAAUCUGAAAAUCUCUUCAAAGAAAUACGAUUUGUUGGGGACCAAAUAUUACGUGUGCCCUGAGAGUAGAAGGGGGUGGUGUUGAUUUGGGAGAUUUUGUGUACGAGUGUGCAGGGGAGGGGGGUCUAAAUAUUUAAGUCAAUAAAAUAAACAUCACCACAUUUUGUUAUGAUAGUGAUGAUAGUGAACUUGUUGCUUUGUGUGUUUUCAUAAUUAACUUGCUAGACACAGCAACUGUAAUAUUAGCAUAGUGGCCUUAGCGAUAAUUUUAGUCAAUCCUCCCCUUUGUUUUCUUCGUUGUAUAACACAGUUUUGUGACAUAAUUAUUUCGUUGGGCCAACCGCAGUGCGUACGGUUUUUAGUAUGUUUCCAAGACUCCCCUUCAUUUCCCCCAUUUAUAGUUUGUGGUAGUUAACAGACUAUAAUAUAUUAGCGGGAAGAGUCUUCAUGGAUAUUGAUUCUUCUUUUUUUUAAAACCAGCUUUUCCUAAAAAAUAAAUCUCAAGUUACCUGGUAUGUUUUUUAAUUGAUUUCAUCAAUUGUUAAUUAAUUCUUAUUUAAAUACAACUUGUUUUAUGCUGAUCUAACUUCAAGUUUGAACCGCAUUAAAUUUCAACAGUAACUUUAUUUAUAGCAGUGACAGACUGUGAUAAUGUGAUCUUCUUUUAUAUAUUAAGGGCCCACGAUCAAUUUAUGCAUGUAGAGGGGCCUGGUGUUGAUGAGGAUAUUUCACUGGUUGCAAUGACUACUUAGUCAGGGUAUCAUGCACUGGGGAUUGGAAGGCCUGAGGCAAAAGACACAAAUAUGUCAAGUGUUGUCCCCUCAACUCAGCGGUUCUCAACCUUUCUAAUGCCGCGACCCUUUAAUACAGUUCCUCAUGUUGUGGCGACCCCCAAACACAAAAUUAUUUUCGUUGAUACUUCAUAACUGUAGAGUAUAUGUAUUUUCAGAUGGUCUUAGGCGACCCCUGUGAAAGGGUCGUGCGACCCCCAAAGGGGUCGCGACCCACAGGUUGAGAACCGCUGCCUCAACUGUUUCUUUUGGAAGCUUGUGCCAGUCCCUGAUUGUCUUUGGCAGGAAUGAGCAGUUCCUACACUGGCUUCUCGCUGGUAUGAGCCGGAACUGCCUGUUAUGAUCUGUACGUCCACUCAAUAUAAAUUAAUAUUUAUAGCAAAUGCACAUAUGCAAAACAAAGUGACAGCAGAUUGCAAUAUAAACGUCCGUCAUCUACUUUUAGAAGUUAAAUUUUGUUACGCCAGCUUAACUGCGAUCCCUCUAGGCACUGCGAUGCGAAUAGGUAUUAGAUUCAUUAUUUAUACUGUAUGUUUAUUUAUUUACUAUUAGGAUACUAAGAUGUACGAUUAUGAGACGAUGUUCAAUUUUAGGAGUUUGAGAGUAAACAGGUCUGCAAUACACAAGAAAAUCUGGAUACAAUAAUUUAAAAUUGAAAAUGGUAAAUUUAAGACGCACAGCAGCCGGUAGGUGUCCACAAGUAUGAAGAUCUCCUAGUAUUCUAAACAUAAUAUUUAAAUUAAAUUGUAUCUCAACAUCUCGUUCCAUACGUUUUAUCAAGCUAAUUCAAGUGCUGUCGGUGGGCCUGAUGAACUGACAUUGCCGGCCUGUGGGCCAUUGUUUGGUGACCCCUACACUAAACUAAUGGCUUUGUUGAGAAUUUUUUUUUUUCAUAUACUGUGAUAUUUUCUUUAUUUUUUAGACUGCCUAGAGGAAAACAAUGAAAAGCUUAUUGAAUUCAGUAUAGGAGGAAUAUGUAACUGCUGUCUGGGUUAGUAAAAAAAUAUUUUUUUUUGGGAACUUUUGGGACAAACGCAAGGAGCUUUAACAAAAAGUUAGACUAAAUAAUCCUAUACAAGCAUGCAUGAACGAGAUUUAAUUUUUAAUCAAUGAAUUUUUAAAAACUGAAAUGUUUUAUCAUGUUUUUCCAACAUAUUUAACAUUUUUAGGGAAAUUACAGCAUUUUUGUGUACUUUGGUUUGCACCAAGUUGUUCCAGUAAAUCUGUUUUUUGCAUACUUUCUUUAGCAUUCAUAGAGAGCUUGUUUAAUUCAGGUUUGGAGGUGGUCUGGUGUGGACAUUGGGAUAGAACCCAAAAACUUCAAAAUACUUAACCUGCUUCUUACUUACUGACUUGUUAUUCCUCUAAAACAGUGAAUUGAAAUUUUGAUAAGUCUCUCAAAUAAUGUUUCCCUGUUAACUUAUAUUCACAGAUAAAGUACUCAAACAACACAUAAUAGAGUCAGGAGGAAUUGAGCUCAUUAUUAAAUGUUUGUCAAGGUUGUUAACACAUAAAAUAUAUUUCUCAAUAUUUUUAUGAUCACACUUGACUUGAACCAUUUAAAAACCUAAUUAGAUUUAUAAGUAGAAGUUUCUUUUUCUUUUAAGUUGUGGCAUAUAUAUCUGAUCACUUAAACAUUUAAAGAUAUUUAUAAAACAAUUAGAACAAUAAUUUUAAAAAUUGUAAUUUACAUAUCGCCAAAGUUAAAUUGAAUUAAACAGAGAAGGCAUAUUAUGAUAAAUUUUCAUGUCGAUUAAUUAUAAAUAAUUGCAUUAUUAUUCCCACAGGCCGCAAGAAAAUACAGUUAUGUCUGCAGUAACAACCCUAAUGUACCUAACAACACCACAGACAAAAUCAGGUUAGCCACGAAUACAUCAUACAUCGUCUUCAUCAUACAUGCCAAUCUGUACAGUUUACUUGUGCUUUUUAUGGUUUUUAAUUUUUUAUCAUGUGUGAAAGAUAUUGUACCGGUUUUUUUUGCACAGACAAAUCGGUCAAAAGGAAACUUAAAUCCUAUUGUCCGUUAAAAUGACCUUUGCCCUAAAGUUUGGAUCGGUUGGCCAAAAGAAUCAGACGAAUCUGAGCGAGGUUUGACCAGUAUCUAAGUAAUAUACUGGUAUCUUUUACUGGAAUCCUUAAAAUUGUAGCUACUCGAAGUAAUAAUAUCACAACAAUGAUAAGCUUUAGUCAUGACGACAUGACUAAAUUUAACAUAUUAACUCUUUCUAAAACUAAAGCGGUUGCUAUUUUCUUGGAUGUAAAAGUAAGCCUAUAUUUUAUUUAGAGUUGAUAUCAGUAAGAAUCGCCUCCUUUUUUAAUUUAUAAUUUACUCCAGCUGGAAACUUAAAAUUAAGUUGGUGAACCUCUAAUUUUUUUUUUAAAAAGAUGAAAAUUGGAAUUAGAGAUGAAUGGAGAAGUUUCCAAGUGAGUAUCCAACUGAAUACUCUGUGGAAUUAUCGAUGCUUCAUCCUUUUCAGGCUCUUAUGAAAUCAAAGAAGAGUUUAAAAGAGUAGCAUGAACAAAACUUGGAGGGAAGUUCUACCUCUUUUAGGCCAAUAUCAUUCUUUUUUCAUGUAGAUGAUCUAUGGGAUAAAGGUACAUGGGCAAUAGAUCGGAUAAAGGUACAUGGGCAGAGAUCUCAUUUGCAAAUUUCAUUGCAAUCACGUCAAAAUGAUUUUGUUUUGGCUUUCAAACAAAUCCAGAAAUAAUCUAGAAGGCAAAGUUUGAAUGCAUGCAAAACAUUGAUAAUUAAAUGAAAAAGUAAUAAAUGAAACUUUUUUUGGACUUUUCAUUUUUUCUGUAGUUUUUCAUGCUGUUGUAGUUUUUUAAAACUUUUGGUACAGUUUUUGUUUCCUCAGUUUCGCAUGUUGUCUUCUUAUAUGAAAUAAAACUUCCUUAUGUUUUUAGGAUAGACGAGUCAACAAAAAGCUUUCUCUAAUGAACAAAAGCAAGUGGAAAACAAAAUAAAUGAACUAAAAUAAUUUAUCUGAUGCUGUGAAGAGUUCAAGAAAAAUCUAUGAACCUAACCUUAUCACAGUCCCCCAUUAUUAUACUUAUUGGAAUACUGAGCUCAAUACUGACUACUCUUCAUACAAUUUUUUUUAGGCAUGAAACAUGAAAAAUAACCCGCUCAAUUUAUUUUUCCCAAUUAUGAACUUUUUUUCCCCUUUAUAAUACUGAUUUUUUUUUAUACCCAUUAUAGCUAUCACCAUACUACCAGUAGUCGAAUGCAUGCUCAGAUUUUCAGAGAGUAGCAACAAGCAACUGGCAAAUUUAGCACAGGUCUUUCUUCAGGUAAUGUAACCGUUCACUUUCAGUAGUAAUUGCUUAUCAGCUUUCCUUUUAGGUAGAAAUUAUUAUGAACUUUUUAAAUGAAACAUUACAGCAUUUUUAUUGUUAGAUUGUUUUCCACUUGGAAAUCUCAGUGUAUCAUGCUCACUCUGGAUAUUUCUUAGCUUCCAAUGUACUGAUGUUUUUCUUUGCUUCGUUGUUAAUUAUAUCCAAGAAUUUUAGCCAAGGGUUUACUACAUUAGCCUUAACCCCUUUCCCACCAUCACACUGUUCUAUUAUCACAAUGAGAUGAUGCUGCAGAUCACUAUUGUUUUGUAAGGGAACUGAAGAAAUUCAAAUGAUUCCAUUUCUAUGAGAUAUUUUCAACUUAUUGUCUACAACUUACAAUAGUGUUUGCCAACUUUUGAACCUCUGUAUUCCGUCCGCUUCCCUCUUAUUAUAAAAUCAGCUUUCUUUUUGUAUACCGGUAUAUAAGUCCUCUUUUUAAAAAAGUUUAUAUGGUUCCAAAGAUAUAUGCUGGCCCAUGUUGAGAAAUUCUUGUGUAUAAUUUAUCAACUCAAUUUAUUGCCUGGAACUCUCUAGAAAAUUAUCACAACGCCCGAAAAAUAAUAAAAAUUUCCAUGCAGCUUCAUGUACAAAAGAGGAUGCUUACCCCUGUUGGACGAUUAACAAAUUAAUUUUUUUAAAUAACCACAAAAACUUAGAAUAGAAAAAUUACUACAGACCAGCUAGAAUGGACUGCAAUACAAAAAUGGUCUCACUGAAGAUGUUUGUGGUUAUUUUUAUUUUAUGUUUUCAACUUUUGAAGUGGGUUUUAAGUUUUGGAGCUUAUCAUAUAUAAGAAGAAAUGUGAAGUGGGGCUUAAUAUAUCUUUUAAUUUCUUUUUCUAGGAUUACUGCAACUCUGAACAAAUAAAGGAAGCAAAAGAAGUUCAGAAAAACUUUAGGGAUAAAUUCAGGAAUGAGGAAACAUGAAUAUGAUGUUUCAGAAACAUAAAUUUAAUCCUUCACUGUGGAUGGCAAAAAAAAAAGUCACAACCCAUUGAUCACUUUGAAAUUAUAAAGCCAAGAAUUCUCCAUGGGAUUUGUAACUGGGUUUUCUAAUAAUUUUACCACUGCAAGUGCAAUGUGAUAUAUUGUGAAGUUCUAACUAAAUGAUUUAUUUGUUGCAUAGAAAACAAGGCCCAGGUUACAAAAAUAGAAUGUAUAAUAGUGCUUUUCAUUGUACUUUGUACUUACUUAUUAUUAAUUAAUAUAUAAAUCAAUAAAUAUUUUUCAAAUCUCACUUCAAUACAAAAGAAUUUUUUUUGUAAAUCAAAUUGUUUAUUUUGUAAAACAACAAAUGCAACAGAGUAAUAUAAUAUUAAAUAUUGCCUGAGUACUUAUAUUCAAAAAAUUAUGAUAAAUUAAGUAUUAAGAUCAUAACCUGAUUAUUGAAUAAUCCCAAUGCUCACAAUGCAACUAAUGUUGCCCUGUGAAAAUACAUUGGCAAACAUAAGAGAAGCAAAUUUUUGUUUUUAAAACUUACAAAUUCUGACUGAUAAACAAAAACUUUUUUUUUUCUAAGUUGUUUGUUCUCUAAGUUGUUUGUUAAUUUCUUAAGCCUUUUGAUUUUUUUUAAGAGAAUAAAAAGUUUGUUUUAAAGAAGUAUAUUAUUAUUAUGAUUUUAUAAUUUCACAUUAUGAAAAUUACGGUAAAUUUAAUAAUUUAUUUGAAUUAGUGCUUGACCCGGCCAACAAUAAUUGUUUUGUGGCAUUAGCUGUUUACAAAAAUUUUUAAGCAUGCAACCCUUUGCUCUCCAGAAAGGCAUCUUGUUUAGGUUCUCUUCCUAGAAAGUUUCUCAACAUAUCAGCUGCAUCCUAAUAAAAAAAUUAUAAAACAAGUUAAAUAAAAAGGUUUAUAAAAUUAUAUGUUUAAAAAAUCUUUUAAAAGCCCAUAUAACCAUCAAUCCCUGAAUAAAUGGUUAAUAUCAAUCCUGUUAGCACAAUUUUAGAUAUAACAAAUAACUUACAAUAGAGCCCCCUGGCUGAAGAAUGUAUUUUCUGUAAUCUUCGCCUACUUUUGGAUUCAUUAUGCCUUCUUUUUUGAAGCGGGAUACAAACAUGUCCAUACAGAAUACUUCACUCCACUGUGAAAUACAUUUUAUAUCAUUUUUAUUCAACAAUUUUAUAAACUAUUUUUCUGUUAACACAGAGGUGAUAAGUUUACAAAGUAAUGAAUACUGAUAUAUCUGAACUAUAUACAUGUAUAUGUGGAAUCAAAAUGGCGUAAUCACCAAGUAUCCAUAGUACUGUGCAUCAUAACCACCUCCUAGGUGACCAAAGGUUGCUGCCAUGUUGGUCCUAGGUGUUGCCUUGAUGCCCAGAAAUUCAGCACACGUUUCUGCAUAAAUUUGGGCAGUGUCCGCCUAGAAAAAAAUCAGCACAUUGUUUACAAUAAUAUCCUUUAACUAAAAACAGAAUUCAGGGAAAGAUUACUUCAAUCCUUAGAAAUAACUUUGGUUUAGCCAGCUAGAAAUUAAACAAAUUAUUAACAGUAUUUAAAAUUUGAACAUUGCAAUUUUAUGAAUGAAAAAUAAUGCUAUGAAUUACAUAAUGAACAAUAAAAGAACACCAACCUCAGAACGAGUAUGUAUCUUUUGGUCAAAUGUGCCUAGAGUUAUCUGCCUUAGAUUGAAAACUCCGGCAUUAGCUUGUCUACUAAGAGUAAGCUUCUCAAGCAAAUCAUCAGGUAUAGCAGCCCCAUCUUUGUAAUGGGAUGACAUACGUGUUAAUGGCUCUUUCUCCCAGACCCAGUUUUCUAACAUCUGAGAUGGUGCUUCAACAAAGUCUCGUUCCACAUGUGUGCCACUAAAUUAGAUUAACAGUAUUCAAAAUCAUUCAAAUUCAAUGAGUAUUAUUAGCUAUAAUUCAAUUAUUAGCUAUAAAAGUAAAACCUACACAUAUAAAAAUUCCCCCAUUUUUUUAAUACUGGUAGAAAAAAGUGCAAAGAAAUG
Molecule: messenger RNA, 15336 nt
Organism: Lymnaea stagnalis (great pond snail)
Lineage: Eukaryota; Metazoa; Mollusca; Gastropoda; Lymnaeidae
Source: the annotation of a GenBank genome assembly